Molecule: messenger RNA, 485 nt
Organism: Hibiscus syriacus
Lineage: Eukaryota; Viridiplantae; Streptophyta; Magnoliopsida; Malvales; Malvaceae
Product: oleosin 18.2 kDa-like
Exons: 1
Coding region: 30-485 (151 amino acids)
Biological process (GO): response to freezing; seed oilbody biogenesis; lipid storage
Cellular component (GO): membrane; monolayer-surrounded lipid storage body
Source: RefSeq, a predicted model, not a curated record
AAGCUUUGUUAUCUUCUUCUGUUUUAGCAAUGGCCGAAAUCCGUGAUCGUAACCAGCCUCAUCAGGUUCAUGUUCGCCCACAGUACCGUUACGACAACCCGGCCGGAGUCGGUUACGGUGGUGGUGGGAAGAACUAUCACAGUGGCGGACCAUCCGCAACCCAAAUUCUAGCGGUCCUCACACUUCUCCCAGUCGGUGGCUCACUGCUUGCAUUAUCGGGGUUGACAUUAGCAGGCACCGUCAUCGGGCUACUAGUAGCGACACCAGUCUUUCUCCUGUUCAGCCCGAUUCUGGUCCCGGCUGUCAUAGCAAUUUCCAUGGCGGUGACGGGGUUCUUGUCGUCCGGGGCAUUCGGGUUGACGGGGUUGUCGUCUUUGAAUUAUGUAUUGAAUCGGCUGAGGUACGCGACGGGGACGGAGCAGAUGGACUUGGAGGAGGCACGGAAGAGGAUGCAGGAGCGGGUGCAGAUAUGGCGGGGUACGUAG